AGAAGAAGAUGUGGAUUUGUGUUUUACAGCUUCAUGUAUUGAUUCUGUUAGUUCUUUUUUGUUGCAAAAUCUCAUGUAUUCUUGAUGGCAGUUCUUCAAUGGAACAGAAACCUAAUUACAGAACUUCCUAUCACUUUCAGCCACCCAAAAACUGGAUGAAUGACCCUAAUGGACCUUUAUACUACAAAGGAGUUUAUCAUAUAUUCUACCAAUACAAUCCCAUAAGUCCUGUGUUUGGAAAAAUCUCAUGGGCACAUUCGGUUUCUCGCGAUCUUAUCAAUUGGGUUCAUCUCGAAAGAAUGCUAGAUCCAACUGAUAGUUAUGAUCUCAAUGGUUGUUGGUCCGGUUCGAUCACAAUCCUUCCAGGGGGCGAGCCAACCAUUCUAUACACGGGGGUUGACUUUAAUAAUAGUCAAGUCCAAAAUCUAGCCAUGCCUAAGAACUCAUCCGAUCCUCUUUUAAGGGAAUGGGUAAAAUCAGAACAUAAUCCAUUGAUGAUCCCGGUUGAUGAAUUGGAAUCUAAGAAUUUUAGGGACCCGACAACUGCAUGGCUUGGACCGGAUGGAAUUUGGCGUGUUAUUAUUGGUGGUGAUGGAAACGCGGUUUUGUAUAAAAGCGGAGAUUUUAUUGGAUGGACGAGGAGCGAUCAACCGCUUCAUUCCGCAUUUGGUAAGACCGGAAUGUGGGAAUGUCCUGAUUUUUUUCCGGUUAGUGUUGAUGGGAAGAAUGGUGUUGAUACAUCGGUUCUCGAUGGGCGGAUAAAACAUGUUUUAAAGGCGAGUUUCGAGGGUAGUCACGAUGACUAUGUAAUUGGUAGUUAUGAGGGAUUAACCGAUAAAUUUAAGGCGGAAAGUGAGUUUAUGGAUAGUCGAUUGCAAAUGAGAUAUGAUUAUGGGAAGUUUUACGCUUCGAAAUCAUUUUUCGAUAGUGCGAAAUCUAGGAGGAUUUUGUGGGCAUGGAUUUCUGAGUCUGAUGGUGAUGUGGGUGCUAUUGAGAAAGGAUGGGCUGGCCUUCAAUCAAUUCCAAGGACAAUUCUACUUGAUAAAAGUGGAAGUAAACUAGUACAAUGGCCUGUCGAUGAAAUUGAUCAGCUUCGAUCAAACGAAGUGAAAAUCCGCGACAAAAUGCUUAAGGGUGGUGCACUUAUUGAAAUAGAAAACAUCACGGCUUCGCAGGCGGAUGUGGAAGCAUCCUUUAAAUUUGGAAAUCUGGAGACCGCGGAGGAUUUGGAUGAGAAAGACUUGGUUGAUGCACCACUUCUUUGUAGCUCAAGGCGCGCCUCGAUGAGAGGUGCAAUAGGGCCUUUCGGGUUGAUCGUUUUGGCAUCCGAAGGAUUGGAAGAGCAAACCACAAUCUUCUUUCAUGUGUUUAAGAAUGGUGCAAAAUAUGUGGUUCUCAUGUGUAGUGAUCAAAGCAGAUCUUCUUUGGGAGAGGGCUUAGAGAAAGCUACCUAUGGAGCAUUUGUGGAUGUGGAUCCCCUUCAUGAAGAGAUUUCUCUUAGAACAUUGGUAGACGGAUCCAUAGUGGAAAGCUUUGGUGGAGGGGGUCUAACAUGCAUUACGGCUAGGGUAUAUCCCAAACUAGCUAUCGGAAAAGAAGCUCGACUUUACAUAUUCAACAAUGGAACAAUUGACGUGGCCAUAUCAAGAAUGAACGCGUGGAGUAUGAAGCCCGCACAAUUUCAUGAGUCGUAUUCUUCCCAAGAAACGGACAUGUUAUGGUGCCAACAUCAAUUUGGUUUUGGACACGGUGUUGUUUGCUAAGCUUGUGUGAAAAUAAUUGUUGUUCUGUUAUAGAGCAAAAUGUUUAAGAUUGACAAACAACAACAAUUAAAUAAAGACUUGGCUU
Molecule: messenger RNA, 1848 nt
Organism: Impatiens glandulifera
Lineage: Eukaryota; Viridiplantae; Streptophyta; Magnoliopsida; Ericales; Balsaminaceae
Product: beta-fructofuranosidase, insoluble isoenzyme CWINV6-like
Exons: 7
Coding region: 9-1763 (584 amino acids)
Biological process (GO): carbohydrate metabolic process
Molecular function (GO): hydrolase activity, hydrolyzing O-glycosyl compounds
Source: RefSeq, a predicted model, not a curated record